AUGUUUAGCUUCGGCGUUAUGUUAGCAGAAAGAAAAGGUUCUUUCCUGUCUGCAGGAAUAAUUGCACCAACAGAUUCAAGAAAAAGCUUGGGAGCCAGUGGACCUAAGUACAAGUACCGUAACCGCACUGCUGUAGUGGAGGGUCGCGGUUCUUCCAAGGGUGAAGUUGGUUUUGCUAGUAUGGAUGCACUGGGCUCGGAAUUAAGCAUUUGUCAAUUUUUGGAUUCAUUAUCAUAUGCUAGGCUCAGAGUCAUGCUACAUGUGCUAGAUCCUGUCGAGGUUAUAGUUCCGGAAUCAGUUGCUGAUAACGGAAGUUUCAAAAACCCUAUUGUUGAAAUGUUACAGAACAGUUUUCCUGAUAUCGAAGUAACUAAAAUUAGUCGCAGAUUUUUUAACGACUUGAGAGGAGCAGAACUUAUUCAACAGCUUGGUUCAUCCGAACUGUCACAUCUUACGAGGGAUAUGUUCAAGAAGUAUUACUGCAUGUCUGCAGUCAGCGCCUUGAUCAAGUAUAUUGAAUAUAUACAAAAUAUCCUCUUUGCGCAUGCCUCUUUGAAGAUUACAUACUACAGAAUGGAAAAAACUUGUUUUAUAGAUGUAAACACAUUAAAAAAUAUUGAAGUCAUUAGAGGAAGGAUUUCGAAUCGUAAGGAACAAAAUCUUAGCUUAUUUGAUUUUUUGAACACUUGUUCUACCAGUGGUGGCACGCGGAUGUUAAGGAGUUGCCUUUUCCAACCUUCCGCUGACGUCGAUUUAAUUCUCGAUCGAUCUAACGCUGUGGAGGAACUGUUAAGCAAUCAGCCACUUACUUCAAUUAUUCAGAAAUUUGAACGACUGCGAGCAAUAAUUGGUAAUGCUGGAGACAUACAACAACUGAUAACAGUGUGUUGUUAUAUGAACACAACAUUUGACAGCAUUCGAUGCACGGAACAAAAGAUUUCUGAAGUUCUUUGUUUGAGGCAGACGAUUUUGCUAAUUGAGCCACUAAAACUUGCGCUUGAAUCUAGUACAGCUCAAAUUUUCAAAACUUGCUAUCAGCAUCUUUGCGAUCCACGCUUUGAUGGUAUUUCAGAAAAACUAAAUGCUCGUUUGGAUCCCAAUGUUAUGAUACAUGAGCGCACCUCGCUCGCCAACAGAUAUAAAAGAUGCUAUGCUAUACGGUCUGGUCAACAUGUUAUGGUCGAUUUAGCUCGGAAAGCUUAUGAAGAGCUAGUGCGAGACGUCGAAGAAAAAGCAAAAGAAGAAAUGGCUUGUCUUUCCGGAGCCCGUUUGAUUUUCACCACUCAACGCGGUUUUCAUAUCCUGGUCCCCAGCAUGAAUCCUUUGUGUCCAGUAAAACUACCUGCACCAUUCAUACAGGUCGUUCGGAAUCGUUCGUCUGUGUCAUGUACUACACGAUCUUUGAUUAAAUACAACGAUCGCAUCAACGACGCAGUCAAUGAGAUUAUGGUUGGCAGUAACAUAGUUAUCGCCCAACUAAUGGAAGAGAUCAGGCCCUUAAUCUCGUGCCUUUAUCACUUAGUUGAAGUGGUUUCUCUCAUAGAUUUCUUAAUGUGUCUUGCAACUUAUGCCUUUAAAGUACCUACUGUUAAACCGACCUUUGCUGCUUCAAAUGCUAUGGUUAUCAAGCAAGGACGUCAUCCGUUGCUCGACAUGAUUUCAGAUAAUGUUAUCGCUAACGAUGCGUACUUGUCUCCAGAAUCCAGGCUUGUAAUAAUAACUGGUCCAAACAUGGCUGGCAAGUCAACGUAUUUAAAGCAGUUAUGUUUGCUCCAAGUUCUUGCCCAAACCGGUAGCUAUGUUCCAGCAGAAUUCGCUGGCUUUCCUGUAGUACAGAGGAUUUUUUCACGAAUAGGUCACAAUGACGACUUGACAAACAAUCUGUCUUCAUUCGCUUUAGAGAUGUCUGAAAUGGCACCAAUAUUCGCAGCUGCAGAUAGUACUAGUCUUGUUGUUGUCGACGAACUUGCACGUCAUGCGUAUUUUGCACAACAGCAGCUCGAAAUUUUAGAUACUGCCACAGAGGAAGGGAUAGCGUUAUGUUUUGGCUUCUGCGAAGAGAUGUUGAAAACAAAGGCGUUUGUUGUUUUCGCAACUCAUUUUUUGGACCUAACUUCACUUGCAGCAAACUUCGCAACUGUUGAGAACUACCACUUCUCAGCAACCACAUACACUUAUAAAGUACCCGAUAAGGAUGAAGUCCAGGUUUUGAAAUGUAACCAUCAUUUAUAUAAAGGGCCUUAUAGGGGACCUCUAUAUGGCUUUAACAUCGCAGAGCUCGGAAAUUUUCCGAAAGGACUACUUGAUGAGGCAAAAAGUUUCGCAGAAAAACUUCGAGCCGGUAAACAAACUGCGAGUUUGAUGAGCGAAGAAUCACGAAGACGGCGAGCUGUCCUUAGAUUUGGAUACAAGUUACGUUCGAUGUUGCCAAUUCUGAAAGUUGCUGAUUUCGCAGCAGCUAGUAGUUACCUAAUAAAUCUUCGUCAGCAACUCCGUGAAGAUUUGUCAGAAAUUCAUGCUGCUACAAACGAAAGAAGUUUCGACAGAUGUGCAGGUUCAACUGCCACUGGUCAAUGA
Messenger RNA from Enterobius vermicularis (human pinworm), 2577 nucleotides. NCBI's taxonomy places the organism in Eukaryota, Metazoa, Nematoda, Chromadorea, Rhabditida, Oxyuridae. The record is from the annotation of a GenBank genome assembly.